Racocetra persica is the source of this 281-nucleotide messenger RNA. The record is from the annotation of a GenBank genome assembly. NCBI's taxonomy places the organism in Eukaryota, Fungi, Glomeromycota, Glomeromycetes, Diversisporales, Gigasporaceae.
UAACACUAAGAAAAAAAAGGGCUUGGAACUUUCUUUUUGGAUUAAUUAAACUCGAAGCACCUGAAAUUACUAACUUUCAAGGCUUUUCUGAAGAAAAAUUUGAUCAAGACGGAAAUUAUAACUUGGGAAUAAACGAUUUAAACAUUUUUUUCAGAGUUCCUUAUAAUUUAACUUUCAAAAAUCAAGGGGUUCAAAUUACCAUUGUCUUUAAAUCUAAUUCUCGUGAAGAAAAUAAUUAUUUUUUACAUUUGUUAGGUUUUCCUUUUAAGAAAAAAAAUUAA